AUGGGGGCCAACUCCGAGGAGCCAUCUGCGAAGACGCAUAUUGCCUCGUCUCGACACUCAUCUUCGACAGAAGUCUCAGAAACACAUGAUCAAGUCGAAGCACUAGCCCGCCGUAUCACGGCUCAGUCGGCCAGACUCGACCAUGGAACAGCAAACAGCGCCCUCAACCCUGUCAAGGGUAGCAAUUUGGAUCCCUUCUCGGCGGAUUUCGACAGAACCCUCUGGACCCAGGCCUACAUACGCGAAUUUGAGGCCGACCCUGACACGGCGCCCCCACGCAAGGCCGGCGUGGCGUUCCGUAACUUGGGCGUCUUUGGCCACACCUCGGGCGACCAGUACCAGCAGAGCACCGGCAACAUCCUUCUCAGCCUGACCUCGACUCUUGCCGGGAAGGUCACUGGUCGUGCAGCUACUCGUGUAGAUAUCUUGCAAGGGUUCGACGGCAUCGUUGAUCCCAAGGAGAUGCUACUUGUCCUCGGCCCCCCAGGCUCAGGAUGCUCGACCUUUCUCAAAACCUUGUCAGGGCGUACCGACGGACUCAACAUCACAGAGGACUCAUACAUCAACUUUACAGGCAUCGACCCAAGCCACAUGCACAAUUGGUUCCGGGGCGAUGUGCUCUACAACGCCGAGGUUGACGUUCACCUCGCGCCCCUCUCCGUUGGCGACACUCUCGAAUUCGCAGCGCGCGCUCGCGUUCCUGCCAAGAUCCCCGGCGGCUUCAACAAGAAUGAGUACGCCCGUAUCAUGCGCGACGUCAUCAUGGCCACUUUUGGCAUUUCCCACACCAUUGACACAAAGGUCGGCGAUGAUAUCGUUCGAGGUGUUUCUGGAGGCGAGCGCAAGCGCGUCAGCAUCGCAGAGGCAUGCCUCACGGGCGCCAAGUUUCAAUGCUGGGACAACAGCACCCGUGGCCUAGAUAGCGCCAACGCCAUCUCCUUCUGCAAGACCCUGCGCGUUCAGGCAGACAUUAUGAAUGUGGCUGCUGUCGUUGCCAUCUACCAGGCGCCCCAGGCGGCUUACGAGGUGAGUCCAAGGUCCUUCAUUCUGGAAGAGCGACGUGAGCUGACAGUCCAGACCUUUGACAAAGUCACCGUGCUGUACGAGGGCCGUCAGAUCUACUUUGGCCGUACUGAAAAUGCGAAACAUUACUUUGAGCAAUUGGGCUUCGAAUGCCCUGACAGGCAGACCACCGCCGAUUUCCUAACAUCCAUGACGUCGCCACAUGAACGUCGCAUCAGGGCGGGAUGCGAGCAAAUGGUCCCAAACACUCCUGACGAGUUCGCCGCCAGGUGGCGUGAUUCGCAGGAACGUGCCGCUCUCAUUACUGAGCUCGACCAAUACGAUGCCGCGCAUCCUCAACAACAGCGCAUGGAUGAGUUCACGUUCAGCCGAAAGGUCGAGCGCAGUUCGGUACAACGACUCAAAUCGCCCUAUACCAUUCCCUACUUCGACCAGGUCAUGCUCUGUAUCUGGCGUGGAUGGAAGCGCCUUAUUGCGGAUCCCGGAUUUACCGUGGCACAGCUCGGCUUCAACUUGAUCAUGGGUCUUGUCUUGGGUAGUGCAUUCUACAACCUCUCCGGCGAUACAAGCAGUUUCUAUCCCCGCGGCGCUGUUGUGUUUUUUGCACUCUUGUUCAAUGCUUUUGCCAGCGAGCUCGAGGUCCUCACCCUAUACAUCCAGAGACCCGUUGUCGAGAAGCACAAUCGAUAUGCUUUCUAUCAUCAGUCUGCCGAAGCAAUUUCGAGUUACGUUCUUGAACUUCCCUACAAGGUUACUAAUGCUAUCUUGUUUAAUACGAUUGUUUACUUCCUCGCCAAUCUCCGCCGCGAACCUGGAGCAUUCUUCUUCUUCGUUUUCACGGUAUUCCUCAUUCUCCUCAUCAUGUCGGGCGUAUACCGUACCAUGGCCUCGAUCGCACGCACAUCCGACCAGGCGUUGGUGCCGGUUGCUCUCAUCACCAUGGGCGUCAUGGUCUACACUGGUUUCACAAUCCCUGUAGACUAUAUGCCCGGCUGGUCGAGGUGGAUGAACUACAUCAACCCUCUUGCCUACGGCUUUGAGGCUCUCCUGGCGAAUGAAUACCACGGACGCGAAUUUCCCUGUGCAAGCAUCGCGCCUGCUGGUCCCGGCUACGAUGACCUUCCCCUGGCUAACCGAACCUGCACUGUCGUUGGCGCAGUUCCCGGCGAUCCCAUGGUAUCCGGCGACCGCUAUAUUGAGAUCAGCUUCGGGUACUACCAUGCCCACAAGUGGAGGAACAUCGGUAUCCUUUUCGGCUUCUUGAUCUUCUUCUUCUGCACCUACAUCUUCGCUGCUGAGUACGCCAAGCCUCCUGUCAACAAGGGUGAGGUUCUUCUGUAUCGUCGAGGCAAACUCCCUGCAUUUUCCAAGAAACCCGGACAGAAGGACGAGGAGAGCCAGACGCCUUCGCGGCCCAUCUCUGAAAAGCCUGCGGCUGAGGCGAAAACCGACAAGCUAGAGAAGGAGAAGAGGCCCAGCCCGAGCACUUGUGGAAAGCCCAUUUUCCAUUGGGAAGACGUCUGCUAUGAUGUCAAGAUCAAAGGCAAUGACCGUCGCAUUCUUGACCACGUCGACGGAUGGGUGCAGCCUGGCGUGGUCACCGCCUUGAUGGGCUCGUCUGGAGCGGGAAAGACCACCCUCCUAGAUGCUCUCGCCACUCGUGUCACGAUGGAAGCUCUGGAGUUCAGUGCAAUCUUGCGUCAGAGCGCUGAGAUUCCUCGUGCCGAGAAACUUGCGUACGUCGACGAAGUGAUCAAGACCCUGGAGAUGGAGGCCUUUGUCGACGCUGUCAUUGGUGUGCCCGGCGAGGGCCUGAAUGUGGAACAGCGCAAGCGGUUGACGAUCGGCGUCGAGUUGGCUGCCCGUCCUCAGCUGCUUGUCUUCCUUGACGAACCGACCUCCGGUCUCGACUCUCAGACAUCUUGGGCCAUCUGCGACCUCAUUGAACGACUGGCAAAGAGUGGUCAGGCUGUCCUCUGCACCAUCCACCAGCCGUCUGCCAUGCUCUUCUCGCGCUUUGACAGACUUCUUCUACUGCAACCAGGCGGAAAAACUGUCUACUUUGGAGACAUUGGUGCUGGCUCCCGUACGAUGAUUGAUUACCUCGAGAGAAAUGGCGCGCCGCCUUGCCCUCCAGCCGAGAACCCGGCGGAGUGGAUGCUGAAGGUCACGCUUCCUUCGACUGACGGACCCGAUUGGUUUAGCAUCUGGCACAACUCCCCCGAGUAUCGCGAGACCAAGGCUGAGCUACAGCGUCUGCGAGACGGAAACACCCCGGUCGAGCGCAGCGCUGCGCAAGAUUUGGCCUCGCAACACAACGAAUUCGUCGCCUCGUUCUGGACCCAGUUCCGCGAGGUCCUGCUCCGCGUGUUUAAGCAUUUCUGGAGGUCACCAUCCUACCUGUGGUCGAAGAUUGCUGUCACAGGUCUCCUUGCUCUCUAUAUCGGAUUCAGCUUCACAUCCAGCAAUAGUCUUCAAGGCCUCCAGAAUCAGCUCUACGCGUUCUUCAUGGCUUUCCUCAUUUUCAACCCCUUCAACAAGCAGAUCAUGCCCAUGUUUGUACCGCAGCGUGCGCUUUACGAAGUUCGCGAGCGCCCUUCCAAAAUCUACCGCUGGUCUGCCUUCAUGCUCUCCAAUGUUGUCGUCGAGUUCGUUUGGAACACCGCCGCCGCCGCUCUCUUCUUUUUCUGCUGGUAUUAUCCCGCUGGCUUCUUCAAAAACACCACCUCAGACGACGUCACAAUUCGUGGCUUCACCACGUUCCUCUUCAUUUGGCAGCUCUUCCUCUGGAUCUCGACCGUCUCGCAGUUCGUCAUCGCUGCCAUUGAGCACGCUGACCUGGCCAGCGUGCCCGCAGCGCUCAUCUGCAUCUUGGCCCUCAGCUUUUGCGGCAUCGGCACCGUGCGCUCGACCCUCCCUGCGAUCUGGGCCGAUUUCAUGUACCGCGUCAGUCCCAUGACCUACCUCGCCAGCGGCGCGCUGUCCACCGCUCUCCACGGAGCCAAGGUUGUCUGUAGGCCCGAAGAGAUUGUGCGCAUCCCUGCCCAGGCGGCCAUGAGCUGCGCCGAGUUCCUGGAACCAUACAGUCAGCGCUUCAGUGGAUACCUCGUUGAUGUCAGCGACGAGACCGUGUGCGGAUGGUGCCCGAUGAGCACGACCGACGACUACCUUGCCACCUUCGAGAUCAGCUUCGGCGACCGAUGGAGGAACUUUGGCAUUGGGUGGGCAUUCAUUCUCUUCAACAUUGUGGCGGCCUGCGGCCUGUACUGGCUGUUCCGCGUGCCCCGGGGGCAGGGUAUCAAGAGGAAGUAA
Molecule: messenger RNA, 4335 nt
Organism: Verticillium dahliae VdLs.17
Lineage: Eukaryota; Fungi; Ascomycota; Sordariomycetes; Glomerellales; Plectosphaerellaceae
Product: pleiotropic ABC multiple drug efflux transporter
Exons: 9
Coding region: 1-4335 (1444 amino acids)
Biological process (GO): transmembrane transport
Cellular component (GO): membrane
Molecular function (GO): ATP hydrolysis activity; ATP binding; ABC-type transporter activity
Source: RefSeq, a predicted model, not a curated record